Messenger RNA from Anneissia japonica, 5117 nucleotides. RefSeq names its product transcription factor 20-like. The transcript has 5 exons. Gene Ontology annotation, biological process: regulation of transcription by RNA polymerase II. Bases 212 to 3415 code for a protein of 1067 amino acids. The record is from RefSeq and is a predicted model, not a curated record. Gene Ontology annotation, cellular component: nucleus. Lineage: Eukaryota; Metazoa; Echinodermata; Crinoidea; Comatulida; Comatulidae.
AAUUCGUAUAGUUCCGCGGUACAGCACGACUUUUAUUUUGUACACAGAGAGAAGUGUUAAUUCGAGCGGAAAUUGCUUGCUGGUACACUUUGACCUUCCGAGUCGACAAAAGAAUGGCGAUCAUAAAGUGAUUGCAGCUUUAGAAGUGUUCUUCUAAGGAAAGAAUUCAAGUUUUUGUAGCUUCUUGAUCUCUUCAUGGAAUUUAUUAACAAUGUUUAGUCAAGGAGACCAGGAAUAUCAAUUCCAACAGACAGUGCAGCAAGCAGCCUUUGGAACCGCUAAAGUUGGCCUAGACAGCACUCAGUCGAUGUUGUCACUUCUGAAUGAGGAUGAGUUCUCCCAACAACAGCAACAGCAGCAGCAGCAGCAGCAACAGCAACCUGUAAAUUGUCAGCCACUUAGUUAUUAUAGUAAUCAGAUCUCAAGCAACAAUUAUGGCUCUUUGCCAACCCAGGUACAACGGAACUAUAUGCAAUAUGCACAACAGUCACAGGGGAUGGCCCCUAGUCCGUACGCUACAGCGAAUUCUAACUACCCUCUGCAGCAGGGUUAUCAGAGGUCAAAUUCCUACCAGGCACCGUAUAACAACCAACAUUCGGGAGCGUAUUAUCCUAACACGCCAAUGACCACGCAAAGUCCAUACCAGGGAUAUGGCACAACUCAAGGUUACCCUACUCAAGGUAGAUCUCCAGUCAGCUCGCCAAAUAUGUUGCCUACAGCAUCUGGCAUAGGUCCCAAGUACCCGCAGAUCCCUCCAAAUACAGCAUCACCCGGUAUGGGCCAAAGUUCAACGAUGUACAGCCCUGGUAGUACACCAGUCAGUAACCGUAACCAAUUCCAGUUUCCUACCUCACCGGUUCCUCACCUAGCACGUCCGUCUCCAAUACAAUCACCCAGCGCUCCCAAAAGAUCCCCAGCCUCUAUGACUUGCCCAAGCCCGAUACAAUCGCAUUCUCCUGCACCAGUCGGCACCACAAAUUCCACAAGUCCCCUGACGGUGAGGAGUCCUCAAAAUAACUCUCCAUCCUUUAAUCAGAAUCGAUCACCGGCACAAGCAAAGCAAAAACAAGAAAUGGUUGAUUUAUCCAGUAUGUCUAAGAUGUACCAUCCGCCUUCAAGGACAAAUUCAGAUUCUGAUAAAAAACACACAUACUCAUCACCGAAAAGGGGGGGACCUAUUCCAAAAAUGGAAGAGAUGGUUGCGUUCAUAGGUGAACCAACCAUGAGAGGAGUGUUGACUUCUGAAAUUGAUGGAGAAACACUUUCAUCAGAUCUUAAAUCUGAUGAUAAAAUGUCGAAUGGUAAAUUAGAUUCUUCAGAAAAUGGCAGCUCAAAAGCUUCAGAAAAUGGCAACCCAGAAGAACUAAAAAACCUGGACAAUGGGACAAACAAAAGCAACAGCAAAAAUAAUGCAGUUGAUGAAAUUUGUGAGAAUGGGAAAACAGUUUCUUCACAACCAGAAAUGGAAACAAAACAAACAGAAACAGGCAAAACAGAGACUGAAACAGCUUCGAAUGAGCUUAGUCAACAAGAGGAACCACAUAUUGUGAGGGAGGAGCAGAAAAAAUGUUCAGAACUAAAUGAGUCUUCAAAAACCAACAAUCGAAAGAGAAAGUCACUUGCUGAUGGUGAACCUCAGGCCAAUCAAAAAACAAAUGAUAGUGGAAAAACUAAAAGGACUAAACCAAAGGUUGGUUCAAAAGCUAGCAUGGGAGAAAAUAAACUUAAUGACUCAAAGAGUAAAAAUAAAAGUAGGAAUAAAACAUCAGGGAAGAUACAAACGAAGAAGUCUCCUAAGAGAGCAAACACAAAAGACUCAAUGGAAAAUGGAUUCACAACAGAUGGCAGCGACGAUCAUGGAUUUUCUGACGAUGACGUCAAUGAUCUGAACGGAAAAAGGCUUACAAUGACUAGACCAAUUAAAACAUAUUCCAAGAUAAAAAAUUCCAAAGAUAAAGAGGAUGUGGACGGUCCUAAAGAUUCUAAAAGUGAUUUUGACGAAAUUAUGAAAACUGCACAAACAAGAGAUAAUGUCAUUGAGGGAGAAAAAAAGAAUGAUAAAAUGAAAAGUGACGCUAAAGUGGAAGAGAAGCGUGAAAACAAUGAAUCUGAGAAAAUAACAGAAAAGAAAUGUAAGGAUAAAGAGGUUUCCAUUAUUAAAGUGGAGACAAAAAAGGAAGAACACAUUAAGGAAAAGAAAGAUAAUGAGAUUGUUGAAUGUGAAAUCAGAUUGGAAGAGAAUAAAACCAUAAUUCAGGAAGUAAAAAAUCCAAUGAUAACGCCCUCAUUGAAACGACAGUUAACUGGGAUUGAUGGUCCAGAUACUUGCGAAAGUGACCAUACGGUACCGUCUCACAAAAAACGUGGACGACCGUUUGGAAGUAAGAAUAAAAAGAAACGGCUUACCAAGAAAGAAAAAGCGUUGCUUGAGAGCGAUUGCUUAGACAAAGAUUUUCUUGCUACAUCUAAAAAAAUGGCUGUGAAGCAGUCUGUAAUGAACACUAAAUUAGCAAAUAUGUUACAACCAACGGGUUCAAUCUCAAAACCAGUUGGGCCGGUAUUACGCAUUGUCGGAGCGCCUGAAAAUCCUGUUUCCUCGCAUAUUGUUAAUCAACCAAAUGCUAAUGUUGAUGCAACAAUAACAAAGAAAAGUAAAAGCAUUGUUUCAUCAAAAAUAGUCCAUAGGCCGUCGUCCUCUGCGGCUGUUGGCUCUACGUAUUGUGAAACUGGACGUCCGUGGUUAUGUGCGCUUUGCGGCAAACCGUCAAAUGUGAACGGCUUAGGAGAUCUUUAUGGUCCCUAUUAUCCUGAAGGAUUUAAACCACCAAAGCGUUGCACACAAGAUGAGCAAGUUACUCCACAAUCGACAAAGCAAACAUCAAAAGGAAAGACUUUAAAAUCAAAUUCAAAAACAUCCAAUUCUAAAAAUAACUCUCAGCGUAGACGAAGUUCAAUUGAUAAAGAGAUAGAAUGUAAUGCGGAUCAAGUAACCGCAAAUAAAAACACUCCAAAAUCCAGGAGUUCGUCAAAAGGAAAAACUACUAAAAAUUUGAAAUCGGCAACGAAAAGUUCAUCAACACCAAGUUGUAAAAGAAGCAGCUCAACGGACACCGAGACAUCCUGCCACCUUGAUGAGAUUUGGGUACAUGAGGAGUGCGCGGUGUGGGCGCAGGGAGUAUACCUUGUCGGUGGGAUGAUCUACGGAUUGCACGAGACCGUGAGAGCAGCAUGCCAAACGUCGUGUACUCAUUGCAAACAGAUGGGAGCUACACUAGGGUGCUUCAGCAAGGCCUGUUCAUGGACGUCUCACUUCAUAUGUUCCAAAAAAGCAGAUUGUCUUUUACGAGAAGAAAAUUACUCCAUGCUGUGUCCAAAACACAAGAACAAGCUGGUGAAGAUGAAAGAUGAUACUUAACCAGCCCUCCAAACCUUCCACAGAACCAUUUCUGAUGUCUUCGUUUGGAUAACUACAUCUCUGAAAAAAUCCUGUCCUAAGCGGACAUCUAGUAACUGCAUCUUCGGCACUUGGCAACUUUGGAACAGCACUGUUGCUUACUUGCUCCAUAUUAUGUGUUAAGAAAUGUAUGCAUAUGUUACAAAGAUAACAUAAGAAUGUUGCGAAAGGUGUUGAGAUAAUGUGUAUAUGUUUAGACUGGGAGCUGUAAAUGAUUCAUGUUGAAAUUCAAGGAAUUUGUCUUUUGGUGGAUUUUUUAGUAAAGAUUAAUACUCCACAAACCAACAUCUGUGUAUGUGUUACAUUGUAGCAUUAAUUGCUUGCAUCUUACAUGAAAAGAAAGAUGCUGAACAUUAAUCUCUGUGGCCAGUAACAGUCUUGAAAGCUGUGAAAAAAAUUAGGUUUUCCCCUCUAUUGGUGCAUACAUUGUUUGGGGGAAAUAUCUUUGAAGCACAUUGUAGUUGUAGCUAAGAUGUUGCUGCAAGAUGGAUGUUUUGGAGUUCAGUAUGGAUGUUUUUGUUUUUGUAUGGUUUCAAGCAUGAACGUUUGAAGAUGAGGACCAGGACUUGCAUAUUUCAAUAAUUGAAAAUUGAGGUUAUCUUUUUUCUAACUUGUUAUUGAAAGGCUUGUGCUAGAUAAGGUGUUAUGUCUGAAUUUUGGUCUUUAGAUGUGUUACAGAAUAUGAAUAUUCAUUACUGUAUCUUUUCAAAGCAGAUUUUUUUUUUUUUCCAUGUGAGGCUAACAGUUUGGAAGUGAGCCCUCUGGAGUAUAGAGAUAUGAUAAUUAUGUUCUAUAUGUUGUUUUCUAGGGAAUAUUUGGCGUAAACAUUUAUGAUGAAUUUUGAUAGUUGUAUCAAAUUAUGUGUAUAUUUCUCACCUUUGUAUUUUGCAUUGUGUAAUGUAUUGUAUCUAGUUUUUAAACCUCCAAAGUUUAGUUUUGCCCAUUGCACACAUUUGAUUCUGUACCAAAUGUAGAAUUCACUUAAUAUUUAUAAGCCCUGAUUUAUUAACAUGUAUAAAAGUUUAACCCAUGUGCGAAAUGUUUAUUUAGCUCAAAAAUUUAGUUUUGUGUUAAUCAUGCACGUUGAAAUUUAAAUUGUUAUUGCUUAUUUUGUUUUUUUUGGGUGUGUAAUAGCUCAAUAUGUAUGUUUUCGCUAAGUUCUUAAUAAGCUUGUUGCUUUUCACAACCUACUUCUGAAAAAAAACGACGACAAAAUCUACAUUAGUUUGCUGAUUAAUUUGUCCCAUCUGGCAUGUCCUACUGUAUGGUAUUAUCGCAGUUCACAAUGGUUUGUAGAGUAGUAUUGUAUUGUUUCGAUCUGUAGACGGUUCCUUUUUGUAGGUAAAUGAUAUUUGCCUACAAUGUUCAUUCUGGGUAGUGGUACUGAGUGAGUCUUCAGGUCCAGUCUGAUAUAAUGCAUGGAUGUUCUUGAUAUUUAGACAUGUUUUCUAAAGUUGUUUUUCUUUCAUAUUUUUAAGAGGAUUAGAUUUUUCAGUAACUGUUUUUCGUACGAAUGUUAUGAACGUAUUUGGCAAUGAACUCAACUGUAUAGUUUACUCCUAAGUUUGUGUUUUUUUGCUGAUUUGUGGAUAUCAACAUACAGAAAAAAGGCUUUCUGUAAUGAGUAAGAAUUAAUAAAAGAAAUUAAUUUUGUGAAACUUAA